This is a messenger RNA of Artibeus jamaicensis (Jamaican fruit-eating bat), 2455 nucleotides long. It is a transcript of the gene MBOAT2, whose product is annotated as membrane bound O-acyltransferase domain containing 2. NCBI's taxonomy places the organism in Eukaryota, Metazoa, Chordata, Mammalia, Chiroptera, Phyllostomidae. The record is from RefSeq and is a predicted model, not a curated record. Gene Ontology annotation, molecular function: acyltransferase activity. Bases 528 to 1685 code for a protein of 385 amino acids. The transcript is spliced from 10 exons. Gene Ontology annotation, biological process: lipid modification. Gene Ontology annotation, cellular component: membrane.
GAAGCACAGGGUUCAUUCCUGUGUUGUUGACUCAUCAUUGUAUCGGUUUCCGUACGGAAACGUGUGAUGGGGCAAAGCUGCUUUUGCCCCACCUAGUAGGUAGCAUGUCACUAAGUUGGUAACACACUUAACAAUUAUUUUGCCAGUUGUUACUAUGUUUUAAGAUGUCAGGGACAUUAGAAUUUAGAACUGAAGGGUGUUUUAUCGUUCAUUGGUGAACCGAACAAUGAAGAGAAUCAGGCAGAGUGGGAAAAUGCCUCUUUCCUCCCAGGGAAAUGGGAGGCAUAGGGCAUUUUUGUAACCCUCAAAGGCACGGACAGUUCCUGGCGGAUGGGCCAGCUGAGGCGCGGUUUCCUAAGCAGGAGCCGUGUGAACAGACCUGUGACGGCCGGGGCAGGGGCUGCGGGGGGUGACGGUCUCCCUGCCACGGGGCACUGUCAGCGCCAGGCUGUCCUGGGGCCUGGCCUCGAGAGGAUGAGACGUACGUCCCGGGCAGGUCUGGGCAUCUAGUUGCCAGUGAGAGACCAAUGAUGAUAAUUACCCAGAAGAUCACUAGUUUGGCUUACGAAAUCCAUGACGGCAUGUUUCGAAAGGAUGAAGAGCUGACUCCGUCGCAGAGAUACUUAGCUGUGAGGCGCAUGCCGAGCCUGCUGGAGUAUUUGAGCUACAACUGUAACUUCAUGGGCAUCCUGGCCGGCCCCCUCUGCUCGUACAAGGACUACAUCAUAUUCAUCGAAGGCAGGUCGCACCACGUGGCACACUCAGACAAAAAUGGCAAAGAAGAGCCGCACCGUGCAAGAGCAGAGCCGUCUCCCAAUGUGGCGGUCACUCAGAAGCUCCUGGUCUGCGGACUCUCCUUGCUGGUUCACCUGACCGUCUCGAGCUUUUUCCCCGUGGAACACAACAUCGACGAGCACUUCCGAGCCACAGCCUCGUGGCCCACAAAGGUCAUCUAUCUGUACAUCUCUCUCCUGGCGGCCAGGCCCAAAUACUACUUUGCAUGGACAUUAGCCGACGCCAUCAACAAUGCUGCGGGCUUCGGUUUCAGGGGGCACGAUGAGAACGGAGAAGCCCGUUGGGACCUGAUCUCCAACUUGCGGAUCCAGCAGAUAGAGAUGUCAACAAGUUUCAAGAUGUUUCUUGAUAACUGGAAUAUUCAGACAGCUCUUUGGCUUAAAAGGGUGUGCUACGAGCGUGCCACCGUGAGCCCCACCAUCCAGACGUUCGUCCUGUCCGCCAUCUGGCACGGCGUGUACCCGGGGUACUACCUGACCUUCCUGACCGGGGUGCUGAUGACGCUGGCAGCACGAGCGAUGAGAAGUAACUUCAGACACUAUUUCGUCGGGUCUCCCCAGCGUAAACUGCUGUAUGACGUGGUCACGUGGGCAGUCACCCAGGUGGCCGUGAGCUACACCGUCGUGCCGUUCGUGCUGCUCUCCGUGAGACCGUCCUUGGCCUUCUACAGCUCCUGGUAUUACUGCCUUCACAUUGCUGGUAUCUUAGUAUUACUGUUGCUACCAGUGAAAAAAACUCAAAGAGGAAAGAGUACACACGAAAAUGUGCAGCUCUCACGAUCCAAAAAGUUCGAUGAGACAGAGACUUCUUUGGAACCGAACAGUUUUCCCGAAACAAACAGUGUUCGUAGCCCAGAAGCAGCCUCCGCACACCUGCCGUCGAACCAGUGACCAGAAGGCCGGCUGCUGUUCGUACAUUAACAGAAACCAGUCUUAGCACCUUCUCAAGGUUCCGGGUCUGUUUGAAAAGAGAGGAAGUUGGGGGGGAAUCGGACAGUCGCCGAUAGGGAAUCUCCUGCGCACCCGCUCGGAAGUGGAGCAGAGCGAGCCCUCCCCUGCCACGUCCCCGCGGGCCACGCCUUACACAGACACUCCCACUACUUCGAUGGGCUCGGGGACCCCCGCACGGGGCAGCAGGGGCACGUGGGGCCUGCUGCUGAAAGUCCGCGCGUGCCCUGAGGCGCUGAAGAGGUGCAACGGGACUGUGUCCCUCUGGGCGAUGGAGAGGUGUUAACUCUUCCAAACGAAUGUCUUGCCUUAAGCCCUCUGUUUCCUAAACUGUUGUCCCUAAAUGGUGUUUUCAGGUGUGCUACUGUGAGAGCUCUAUUUCAAUAUUUGACGUUCUAGGCUACGAAGGAAUUCUGGGGGAGAUCGAAACAGGACAUUUAAGAUUGUGGAUAAGUUUAAAAAUGCAAUAAACACCUCAGUGUUCGAAGGGGUUUCUUAAAGUAUCUCAAAUCACUACAGUGGGUAGCGAGUCCGCAGACAGUGAGGACGCCAAAUUAUAGGGAGCUUACUUUCCCAGAGAGUUUAAUUACUUUGUGUCAGUCAGAGAGCUUCAAGGAAGCGUUUCUUAAGCAUAAUUAAAGAUUGGUAAUGUGAUAUUUCAAGCUCAUUUUCUUACAGAAGAGAGAGAAGAUGACGGAGGCAGGCCGGCGGGC